Budorcas taxicolor (takin) is the source of this 1074-nucleotide messenger RNA. RefSeq names its product UDP-GlcNAc:betaGal beta-1,3-N-acetylglucosaminyltransferase 4 (gene B3GNT4). The record is from RefSeq and is a predicted model, not a curated record. Bases 1 to 1074 code for a protein of 357 amino acids. Gene Ontology annotation, cellular component: membrane. NCBI's taxonomy places the organism in Eukaryota, Metazoa, Chordata, Mammalia, Artiodactyla, Bovidae. The transcript has a single exon. Gene Ontology annotation, molecular function: hexosyltransferase activity.
AUGUUCCGCAGGGUGGGGUGGCUGGUUCCAUACAGCCUUGCAGUGUUGCUGCUCAGCUGCCUGUUCUUUCUGAAGAAGGAGGCCAAGCCAGCGGGGGGGCUCGUGGCCCGACAGCCCUUCUGGGCUCCCCCAGGGCUCCGGCGCAGCCCAUGUCUACCCAACCACACGGUGGCUAACGCCUCCCUGUUCCUGCCCACCCGUCACCGCCUAUUCUUGACCUACCGCCACUGCCGCAACUUCUCCAUCCUGCUGGAGCCUUCGGGCUGUGCCGAGGACACCUUUCUGCUCCUGGCCAUCAAGUCGCAGCCCGGCCACGUGGAGCGGCGCGCGGCCAUCCGCAGCACGUGGGGCCGGGCGGGAAGCUGGGCUAAGGGCCGGCAGCUGAAGCUGGUGUUCCUCCUGGGGUUGGCAGGGCCUGCUCCCCCGGCUCAGCUGCUGGCCUAUGAGAGCCACGAGUUUGAUGACAUCCUGCAGUGGGACUUUGCUGAGGACUUCUUCAACCUGACACUCAAAGAGCUGCACCUGCAGCGCUGGGUGGCUGCCGCCUGUCCCCAGGCCGAUUUCGUACUAAAAGGAGAUGAUGACGUCUUUGUCCAUGUCCCCAAUGUGCUGGAGUUCCUGGAUGGCUGGGACCCAGCCCAGGACCUCCUCGUGGGGGACGUCAUCCGCCAGGCCCUGCCCAACAGGAACACCAAGGUCAAAUAUUUCAUCCCACCCUUGAUGUACAGGGCCCGCCACUACCCGCCCUAUGCUGGGGGUGGGGGGUAUGUCAUGUCCAGAGCCACCGUGCAGCGCCUCCAGGUGACUGUGGAAGAGGCUGAACUCUUCCCCAUUGAUGACGUCUUUGUGGGGAUGUGCCUUAGAAAGCUGGGGGUGAGCCCCAUGCACCACGCUGGCUUCAAGACUUUUGGAAUCCGGCGGCCCCUGGACCCUCUAGACCCCUGUCUGUACCGAGGGCUCCUUCUGGUCCACCGCCUCAGCCCCCUGGAGAUGUGGACCAUGUGGGCACUGGUAACAGACGAGGGGCUCAAGUGUGCAGCUGCCCCCUUGUCCCAGCUUCCUGGGGUGGGCUGA